Molecule: messenger RNA, 1626 nt
Organism: Penicillium salamii
Lineage: Eukaryota; Fungi; Ascomycota; Eurotiomycetes; Eurotiales; Aspergillaceae
Source: the annotation of a GenBank genome assembly
AUGGCACAACCUUUCCGACAUGAUGGUAAAUGUGCAAUUUUCAUCCAUGCCGGGGCAGGUUUUCACAGCCUGGAAAACGAAAGAAAGCACCUUGAAGCUUGUGAUAAGGCUGCUACCAAGGCCAUGGCAUUCUUGCGUAACGGGGCCACAGCCAUUGACGCCGUUGAAGUUGCCCUCAUGAUACUUGAGGACAAUCCAAUCACAAAUGCAGGGUAUGGAAGCAACCUCAAUGAAAGGGGAGCUGUUGAGUGUGAUGCCGUGAUUGUGGAUCAUCAUGGACAUAGUGGAGCGGCUGGAGCGGUGCAAUGUGGGUUUCUUGUGCACUCAGUCUAUGUCCAUCCUAACAGUGAAAUAGGUGUUAAGAACCCGAUCAUGCUAGCCCGGAAGAUCUAUGAUAGGGCUAACCUGAAAAUGGGCAUGUCAAGGGUGCCCCCGAAUUUCCUCGUUGGCAAAGGAGCUCAAGACUUUGCAUGGGACCAUGGAGUCAUAACGAUACCAGAUGAAGGGCUGAUCGCACCUGUGGCUGAACAGCGAUACAAGACGUGGGCAGCAGAAGUCGAAGAUUACGAGCGCGACAACGAAUUCCACGAGGAUCCAGGGUACUGGUGCCGUCCACCUCUGACCCCUCUAGAUGAACGCAUUCAGCGCCUUGAAAAACAAGAUCUCAUCGAGUACCCUGAACGACACGAUCAAAACAGCGUGGUAACUCCAGACCCAGAGCAGGAACUCAAAUCCCUGAACAACCGAACUCCACCCGUGGGUGGGAAGGGCCGUCAUACAAGCUCUCCGAGUUACCCACCGAGAAGGAAAAAGGUCAAGUUGAGCCAUGAAUCAAGUGUCAGACAGUCUCCCUAUUCCUCAGACUUGUCUCCUUCCUCUAGCUUGUCUCCUGAUGGAAGCCCCGAGAGGAGCCCUGCAAGCGACAAAGAAGAUAGCUCCACAGACGACAGAGAAGACAGAGAAGACAGCUCCACAGACGACAAGGAAGACAGCCCGGCAAAUGACACGAAUUGGGAGAACGAAGAAGAUGAAGAUGAAGACGAAGAUGAAGAUUUGAUUACCGACACCAUUGGUGCAAUCGCAAUUGAUAGAUAUGGAAACAUUGCGGCUGGGUCUUCCUCUGGUGGCAUAGGCAUGAAACACCGCGGCCGUAUCGGGCCUGCGGCUCUGAUUGGUAUUGGAUCACAUGUCAUUCCGGAAGACAUGACUGACCCGGAGGGAACCACGUGUGCUGUUGUCACAUCUGGAACUGGAGAACUAAUCGCGGGAACUCUUGCAGCCAGUACUUGCGCUCAGCGAAUGUACUACAGCCAAAAGAUGGGCCCCAAUGGCACGUUUACUCAUGUUUUGGAGGAGGAUGCAAUCAAGUCAUGGAUGAAGAAGGAGUUCAUGGUGACUCUGCUAGAGCACCCUGUUGUGGCCAAUAGUUUUCUCUUUGGGGCCAUUGGAGUCAUGGUUGUAAAGAAGACCAACAGUGGUGUGGAACUGUAUUUUGCCCAUAACACCGAUUCUUUUGCUCUUGCAUCCUUUUCCAGCAACGCAGCCAGACCAAGCUGUUUGAUGUCCCGCGGCAAACGUGGAACCAUCGCCCAAGGUGGUUGCAGGAUCAAGUUUGAUACUUCUUAA